Messenger RNA from Camellia sinensis, 417 nucleotides. The record is from RefSeq and is a predicted model, not a curated record. Lineage: Eukaryota; Viridiplantae; Streptophyta; Magnoliopsida; Ericales; Theaceae.
AUGGAAAACGAGCAGAGCAUUUCACCUUCCUUCAAAGAUAAACUCAAGCAAUCUCUAUGCCUCUCCUGCUGUUACCGCAACAACCGCCGUGAAUCCCUAUGCUCCGAAGACCGGCCGAGAUUGUUGCGGGCGUCGUCGACGUGGUUCAGGUCGCGAGCUCACGAGCUGCCGGAGAUCAAGGACAAGUGCCGCCACCUCAUCAGCCGGAUCGGCCGCAACCACCGGAGGCACCAUUCCUCGGGGGAGUUCAACUACGACCCCCUCAGUUACGCCUUGAAUUUCGACGACGCUCACCUCGACGAAGCUCCCCUUCGCAAUCUCUCCUCUAGGUUUCCGGCGUCGCCGCCGCUGAAAACGGUGGCGGAGGAUCUCGUGAAUCCGGCGGUUCCGAGGCCGAGGGAAAUCACGUGUGUGUAG